GCAAGGAAAGAAAUUGGCGAAACUGAGGCUUGAGUGCCAUGCCAGAGGGCUCCCAUUCUGCUUUCCACCAGGGACCAAUGGGGGAAGAAUCUCCUCAGUUGUCCUCUCCUCUCUCCACCGGCGACCAUGUUCAGGAUAAUGACGAUUUGGGCCCGGACUAUUACAGUCGGGUUUCUGCAGAGCCGCUGGACAGAGAGCGUGAACGUCCAGUGAGCCUGGUGUCCACCCUGUCCUCUGGUUCAUCCCGCGAUAGUCAGAGCCUUUUUGGAAGUACAGCGGCCCUUCCAUCAUCUACCACACCUCCCAUACCAUGCGAGGAGGACAUAGAUCUGGAACUGAGCCCAGCUGAAGGCAACAAAAUGCAGGCUGGAGAUCAGAGUCCAAUCCUUGCAGGUUUUCGUGGUCACUGGCGGGAACAGCAAGAGGUCGAUGUGAUCAACAACCAGUGGAACAACAACAACGCCACUUCCAGCAGGAAGGCAAGCGGUAGACUGCCUCACAUCUCCGCUUCACCUGUUGUCACGGAUACCAUGGCGCCCGACCCAAAGCUGACCUAUGUGGAUCGUGUUGUCAUGGAGAUCAUUGAGACCGAGCGCAUGUACGUCAAAGACCUGCGCAGCAUCGUGAAGGACUAUUUGGCACACAUUAUCGACGUGGGCAGCCUUCCUAUACAGCCUGAGCAAGUGUGCGCCCUGUUUGGAAACAUAGAGGACAUCUAUGAGUUCAACAGUGAACUGCUGCAGUGCUUGGACUUGUGUGAGAACGACCCUGUGUCCAUCGCUCAGUGUUUUGUAAAUAAAAGUGAAUACUUUGAAAUCUACACCCAGUAUUGCAAUAACUAUCCGAACUCAGUGGAGGCCCUGACCGAGUGCAUGAGGAGUAAAACUUUGGCCAAGUUCUUCAGGGAUCGGCAGGCUGCGCUGAAACGUUCUCUUCCUUUGGGCUCCUACCUGCUGAAGCCGGUUCAGAGAAUCCUGAAAUACCACCUGCUCCUCCAGGAAAUUGCAAAGCACUAUGACCCGGAUGAGGAGGGAUAUGAGGUUGUUCAGGAGGCCAUAGACACCAUGACGGGAGUGGCCUGGUACAUCAAUGAUAUGAAGAGGAAACAUGAGCAUGCCGUCAGAGUGCAGGAGAUUCAGUCUCUGCUGAUCAACUGGAAGGGUUCUGACCUGACCACCUAUGGAGAGCUGGUUCUGGAGGGCACCUUUCAUGUGCUGAGGGCGAAAAACACCCGCACGCUCUUCCUCUUUGAAAAGAUGCUUCUUAUUACCAAGAAAAGAGGAGAAAACUACGUCUAUAAGAUCCAUAUAUCGUGUUCCACCUUAAUGCUGCUGGCAAACGCCAAGGAUCCUCUGCUGUUCAGCGUUAUCCAUUUCAAACGACCUAAGCAGCCCCAUACGGUGCAGGCAAAGUCUGUAGAAGAGAAACUACUCUGGUCCCAUCACAUUAAGAGGCUCAUUCUUGAGAAUCACAACACAAUGUUGCCACAGAAGGCAAAGGACGCCACUGUGGACAAUUUAAACUAUCCGGGGAAGUUCCAGUAUAGUCCUGAGAGGAUGAUGAAAGCAGAGAGCUGCCAAAGUGACAACUUCCAUCUUGGAGGACGGAAUGGGAGGAGGAGAUCUGAACCAGGAAAACAAAUCAUUACGGGCACAGAAGCUGUUUUGAAGCAUGCAGACAGUGAGGGUGCCCUGCUGGGAGACUGGUGCUCCCUCCAGCCAGCCACCAGUGUCAGCACACUGGCCUCCAGUCUAGGUGAUCCCGAGAGUGAGAGGCUGUGUGUGGAGGACUUUAUUCCCAGUGGGGGGUCUCUGGAGCACCUAAAUUCUGCUGAGAGUGACCCCAAACUGACCUCGUCACCCAGUGAGGUGGGCUUGGAGCAGAAGGCAGUGGAGAAGGAGAGUUGCAAGGAAGAUGCACUGAUGGAAGGCGACCAGGUAGCUGACUUUGCCAGCUCAGUGCUGGCAGCCAUCUCCUGCUGGCACUAUAAAGCCAGGGCUUUGCUUCCUACUCCUUUCACAACGGAUGAUCAGGAAAGCAACACUUCUGAGUUAAAAACUGCACCAACGGAGGAGGUGAAAACCCACCAACAGGAGGAAAACAAAAGGGACGUGGUUAUGAAAGAGCCUCUCGGCACACAGGUCAAUGUGCAGGAGCUGUGCCACCCAGACUCUGUCCCACGAGCAGAGAAAGGUCACCAGCAGGAGGUGAGCUACUCCCAACGUCCUGAGUCUCCAGUGGCUCCAUUCAUGCAAGAAACUGGGACCUCAGACUCUCUGGAUACCACCAGAGAAACUGAAGAGGGAGGGAGCGAUUCUUCUGGCCUCCACGUCCAAGAGACGAGUGCUCUGACCAAUAGUGAGCUCUCAGAGGAGGACGAAGAGCUGUUUUCCAAAAAUAAAAGCAUCCUGCCACCUUCUGCGUUGGACCAGGCUAGCGUGAUAGCGGAGCACUUCAUCAGCAGCCUGCCCCGGCGGAGCAGUCCAGUUUCUGAGGAUAUUAGUUCCCUCAAUAGACCUUCACCACCUGUAGAUGACAUCUUUCAAACCCCCUCAGCCUGCAUGGAUGUGGAGAGACGGACCCAGACGAUGGCUAACUCUUUAUUGAAGCCACAGGCGACCUCAGAUGAUGAUCUGUUGGAUCCUGUGCCUAAUCUGAGUAAAGAAGAACACAGGUCCACUCUCUCCAAAAAAGAUCACAUCCUCAUCCACAAAAUCAGACAAUACUACGAGCGCGCCGAGCACCAAGACGCUGACUUCAGCAUCAAGCGCCGCGAAAGUCUGUCCUAUAUUCCAGCUGGUUUGGUGAGACAGCUGAGUCGACAGCUGAGCAGCGUUCCUUCAGAGAAGGUCGACCCCGUCCACCAGAAAGGACUCCCUCAAAACAGACCAACGUCUUGGUCUGUGUUUGACCUUCCUGGGUUAGAAAAGAACCGUAAAACUGCUCCACAGAGCUCCUUCCAAUUUAAGGCUGGUGCUGGUGCUGCGUUUAAAGCGAAAGAGAAGUUGAGGCCUUCGUCUGAAAUGCUCAAAGUCUGGGAAGUUUUGGAAACUGAAGAAGAGAGCAGGGAAGUCCAGCAGGCUGCAGAAGAGAAACUUAAUGAGUCAAGAUUAGAAGUUCCUCAGAACAUCAGCUCAGAGACUUCAGACGUUAAAACCAGCAGGCAGUCACCUCUGAUUUUAGAAGAGUCUGAAGUGAACCCCUCUGACAUGUCCUCAACGUCAUCGCUGAGCACAAGUUCCUCAGCGGUGGAGGGCGGGGCGGGUCAGGACUCUAACCCAUGCAGGACCCAUGAGUCACAGGACGACCGUCGUUUCAGCCCCGAAUAUUUACCCAAGGUCAUUAACUUCAGAACCAGCAUCAACGAAGACCAGAUCUUACAAGACAUGGGAAAGGUGAAAAACAAGGUGUUCCAGCUGGCCCGUCAGUACAGCCAGCGCAUCAAAAACAAUCGGCCCAUGGUCUGGCAGAGAAGCCGACUAACAGCCAGUCAGGAAGGCCGCAGGAACAUCCCAACUGUCCCCGAGGAGAAGACCAGAAAACCAGGUAAACCCAAACUGAGAUUGGCCUUGAGUGCUUGUGAACGUGAAGCCGUUCAGGAAGUGCGUCCUUCGAGUCCAGUCCAGACCCCCAGCUCCACAGCCAGCUCCCACAGCACAGUAACGUCCCCACAGAGUCCUCUGUCUGAGGCCUUCCUCUGGCCGGACGUUCAGGAACUGCGCUCCAAAUAUGCGGACAAACCCACCUGUGUUUGCGUCGUCCCACACCGGCUCUGCAGGUCCAGGUAUGAUGGCUGCUCUCAGAAGUACAGCAGCUCCUCGGAGCUCCACAGCGCCCAGACAGACGGCUGCAGACAGCAGUCACAGAGUCCACACGGGGGGCAGCGUCUCGUGGUGGAGGACUGGCCUCAGCGCCAGACGCGCUCUCUGCUCUGCAGGUGGAGCUCCGUGGACCUCGGGUCCCUGCCCCUCCACGAAGUGCAGAACCUUCAGGAACCUGCGCGAGCCCACGCUCCUGUUUGCCGAGUCCAAAGUGAGGACGGUCCCUUCCAGGACGGUCUGAACAGCUCAGGGAAGUCCUCGGAAAGUUUCUGUGUGAAAAGUUUACGAGAGAAGUUCCAGAGUUUAAGCACAAGCUGACGAGUGUCUGUUUUGAUAUCAGGAGCAUUGAAAGGGAACAUCAAGUGUUUCACUGAUGAUUAUCGGUUUGUUCUGCAAUUGUUUCCCCUAAAAAUAAAAAAUAAAAUGAAAUAAAAUUACUGUCUGCAUGGAGCUGUCCAUACAGGAGAUGGUGGGUAGUGAUGUAACAUAAAAAGGGAUGUUCUUGUAAGAUUUAAAGGAAGAUGUUCUUUAAAAAAGUGCCUCGUGUCAACACAUCAAUCUGUUGACUGCUUUAUCCACACAGUCCCAGUAGAACUGUUAUCAAUAACUCUUUGAGGGUUUCAGGGCUAAUUUCAGAGCACGUUGCUGCCGAGACACCAAAGAUGGUUUUGA
Nematolebias whitei (Rio pearlfish) is the source of this 4493-nucleotide messenger RNA. Its product is annotated as pleckstrin homology domain-containing family G member 3. The transcript has 19 exons. The coding region runs from base 39 to 4139 and encodes 1366 amino acids. The record is from RefSeq and is a predicted model, not a curated record. Gene Ontology annotation, molecular function: guanyl-nucleotide exchange factor activity. NCBI's taxonomy places the organism in Eukaryota, Metazoa, Chordata, Actinopteri, Cyprinodontiformes, Rivulidae.